AUGACAAAUCCAAAUCCUUCCGGACUGGAUCAGAGCGCGUUUUCUAGUCUAGCUGAGUAAGUUUGACAUCUUUCUUAUCUUAAAACAUAGUUAUAUAUGAAGUGAAUGUUUAAUAACAAGAUAAUAUAAACUGAAAUUACUUAUAAAAAAAGUUUAUUAACUUGUUAUUUAUUAUAAUAUAGCUGUUAGACAUUAUUAUUCUUCACCUAUUGCGAAUUUUUAAUAUUUAAAUUAAAAUAUAACAUGAUUUAUACUUUUUAACUAAUAUAUAAAGUAAAUUUUAUAACAAGUGAACUAUUCAAAACUGUAAAAACUCAAAAAACAAAUUUUUGUCCAACGGAAAAUAGUUUUCAUGACAGAUUUUCUAGAAAAUCCAAGGCAACUGACGGAUUUUCUAGAUUUUUAAUGUUUUUUUUAACUAGUAUUUAACAUACAGCUAUAUAUAUGUAAAUAUAAGUAAUAACGUUUAUUUUUUCAGUGAUUGGAGAGUCCCGACCUUAUUCAAGUGCACCUUAACCAUCUUUUUCGUGAUCCAUUUCGUUGCAACCGUAUCGCUGACUCCAGGAUUGCCAGUGAUUGACGAAGUUCGACGAUGGUUUGCUAUUGUCGCUGUGCAAACGGCGGUUUACACGUUGGGGAUGAGAGGAAUCUUCAAACCUGAUGCUGCUUUUAUCAAAUACUUUGUCAUUGCUCUGUUGUACUUGAUGAUGAUGGAGACGAUCAUUGCUGCGUUGAGUUUUGUCACUUUCGAGUAUCUUUACGGAUCGGUUUUGCUUGUUUACGCUGUUUUGCAGGUAAGGGAAGGGAGAAGAUGGGUGGGAUAAGGUAGAGUAGGAUAAGGUAAGGUAGGACAGAGCAGGGUAAUAUAGGGUAGGGCAGUGUAAGGUAAGGUAGGUUACGAUAAGGCAGGGUAGAGUAAGGUAGAGUUAAAACUUUAAUUUUCAAAUCUUGAAUUUUCAGUUUAUUCUGCUGAUAUUAACCUUGGUAUUCCGUAAUGAACCAGCUCCGAAGUUUAUGUUAUACCUUUGGCCGUUCCGUGACGCUGGAAUCAAUAAACAUCCAUUAGAAUCUCCAAAGUAUAAUGAUGAUGCAAUUUCAACUGUUUUCACAAAUAACAAGAGUAAAGCUAAUACUUUUACUCUGCGAACACCUACAAAGAGUACCAGUUCGUCGGAUAUGAUUCAAAAUAAGUAGGUUUUUUGAGUUUUAUAGUUGAAUUCGAAAUUUAGGCUUGGAAAAGUUGCUGUGAGGACGGAUAAUGUAUUAGCCCUACUUUAAAAAAUUAUUUUAGAGACUCAUCAGCCGUCUGGAGUGCAGGAGAAACGAUCUCCAAUCCCCUGACCAGAGUGCCAUCGAUGGAAAAUAUGGCCACGGGCGAAGAAAGGACCCCUACUUCAAAGUGCUCAAAGAGCACCGCCUCCAACUGUCGAUGCGUUGAUUGUGUGGCCAAUUGCAGUGUCUGUAAAGAGCAUAAUCUUCACAGCUCGACUGGAAGUGACAUGAAUACGGCGCAAGAGAAGAGUAAUUCUACUAUGACGCUCAAUGAUGGUAUAGGAGGGCUAAAUGGCAUGGGAAGCACUGUCAAUGAUGGUAUAGGUAUGCCUAGUAACACGGGAAGUCAAACUGGUAGUAUGAUAACUGCAGACGAAGGUAGAAGUAAUAGCAGUACGACAACUCAAGGUGAUGGUAGACAAAAGGAAAGUAUGACAACUCAAGGUAAUCGUGAAGGUAGGCAAAAUGGCAGUUCGACGAUACAAAAUGGCACGGCAGGACAAGAUAGAGGUCGUUUGGACAAUAAUAAUCGAGUGUUUGAGUUCAAAGAUAGAAAUGCAAGUGGAAGUGGUAAAGGCAGUGCUGCUCGUAAUAGUACUAGGCCAGCACAAGGUGGAGAACUUGGUCAAAAGGCUAAUGCUAGUGAAGAAAAUAGAAUUUCAAAAGAAUCUGGACAAAAAGCUAGAAAAGAUGGAGGUAUUAGUGGCCAAAAUGAAGGUAAAUCGCUUAAAAUGUCACUUUUGAUUGAAUUUUUAUUUGAAUAACGGGUUUAAGGUGUUAAAUUUAAUUUUUUGAAUUUAAAACCCUUAUUUUACGAUUUAAAAACUUUCUCAGAGGUUUUUAAAGCGUUAUGCGACUUACAAGUUAAUUUAGAUCCAAACAGCCCGAACCCAAACAGCACACCCACAAAUACCCUAAAGGCAACUUCACCUCGAAGGAUACAAAGUUCAGAGAAAGGCCCAAUCAGACAGAAACAGACAAAGGGUAAAGAUAAUGAAAUGAGGAAAAUCAAAGUUAAGGCUACACUGGCAAUUCCAAAACAAGAUGGACCACAGUAA
Molecule: messenger RNA, 2330 nt
Organism: Bursaphelenchus okinawaensis
Lineage: Eukaryota; Metazoa; Nematoda; Chromadorea; Rhabditida; Aphelenchoididae
Source: the annotation of a GenBank genome assembly